AAUGUGGCCUCGCAGAGCGUCCUCGUUUCUUCUCUUUGGCAAACAUCAGGCCUGAAAUAAGGAUCUGAAGGUCUAAAGGUCUGGAAUAAGGAAAAAAAUGCUGCAUCAUGAACACCAGCUGGACGCGAUGGACGGGGGGAUGAAGAACUCCAGAGACGAAGGAUGGAAAUGGAUGAUUGUUGCUGCUUCGUUCGUCACCAUGAUCUGCACUCGCUCCAUCACCAUGAGCAUGUCGAUCUUCUUUGUGGAGUUUCAGACGCAGUUCUCCACAGAUUUCUCCACAACAUCAUGGAUUAACUCCCUGCUGGACUUUACCACUAUGCUCUGUGCGCCUCUGGGUAGUUAUGUAGGAAACCGCCUGUCCACUAGAGUGGCGGUGAUAACCGGAGGACUUUUAUCUUCUGCUGGACUCGUCCUCAGUUCUUUUGCCCCCAGCCUGCAGUUCCUGUACGUAUCUCUGGGAAUUCUCACAGGUUUGGGAUUUGCCCUCAGUUACACACCAGCAGUAGCGAUGGUGGGCACCUAUUUCAAUGAGAGGAAGGCUUUGGCAUACGGAAUUGCCAUGUCUGGAAGAGGUAUUGGAACGUUCAUCCUUCCUCCUCUGGUUCAGCACCUCAUCGACCUGUACUCCUGGAGGGGGGCUCUUCUUACCUUAGGGGGUCUUGUUUCAAACUUGUGUGUCUGUGGGUCUCUUAUGAGGCCCUUAGUGGGCCAAAGUAUUGGUGAAAAGGAGAAUGUGAAACAGAUCCUGGAUGAACCUGAUGUUCAGGAGGAUGUAAAAACAGUCAAGUUUGCUGGUAUCGGUCAGAACGAGGAUACAUGCGAUAAAGAGCAAGAAGAAGAAAAGAGUCUGCUCAGAUCUCAGGGAGGACAAGCUAGCCAUGAUGGGGUAGGGGUGAAAGUGAAAGAGUCCAACAAAGAAGCGGUGAAGGACAAAGAGAAAGAACAUGAAGAACAUUCAGAAGACUUCAUGCUAACAGAUACCGAGAUGAUGGUAAAAGAUUCAAAGCAAGACACAAAGCUAGCGAAAUCAAAUCUUUCCAAGUCGAUGAUAGCUGAACUACAGAUAGCUGACUUGAAGCUGAAUGACUCAAAGCUAAUCAACUUAAUGCUAGCUGACACAAAGCAAACGGAUUCAAAAUUAGUCUGUUCAGUGCUAGGCAACUCAAAACUAGCUGACUUGGAUGUCCAAGCUGACUCGAAUUUAGCCAAGUCAAAGCUUUGUGUCUUAGGGCUACCUGACUCAAAGCUACUGGAGUUAAUGCUAGCUGACUCAAAACUAGCUGAGUCAGAGGUAACUGAUUCAAAACUAGCUGAGUCAGAGGUAACUGAUUCAAAACUAGCUGAGUCAGAGGUAUCUGAUUCAAAACUAGCUGACUCAAUGCUAAAUGACUUACACCUAGUCCAAUUGAUGCUAGCGACCCCAAAGCUAGCGACCCCAAAGCUACCCGGCUCACAGCUUCUCUGUGAGAUGGCGUCUUCUGAAGGUCCUGGUUUUCCGAUCACGCAGUCGAGAAAAAGGAGAGAACAGGAAUGCUGUCGCUUCCCUCCGUCAUCAGACAAAUACAGCUUCCUCUUUAAGCCUGACUUCCUGUUGCUGUCAGUAGCCUUCCUGUUCCUGGCAUUUGGCUGCAGUGUGCCCUUCGUGUACCUGGUGCCGUAUUCUCUCAGCGUGGACAUCAGCCAUCAUCAGGCCGUCCUGCUCAUGUCCAUCCUAGGGAUUAUGGGAAUUGUGGGUAAUAUCACUUUUGGAUGGAUCUCGGACAGGAAGUGUUUGAGGACAUUUCGCGUAGUCACAUUUCUGAUUGCAGUGGGAUUCGAGGGAUUCAUUUGCCUCUUUGUGCCCUUGUUAAGGACUUUUUCCACACUCGUGUCCUUCUCCAUUUUCUACGGCUUCUUCGACGGGGCCUACUUGGCUCUCAUCCCUGUGGUCACCUGUGACAUUGUAGGCUCCGCCCACCUGUCCACAGCUCUGGGUGUGGUUGGCUUAUUGCAUGCCAUUCCAUACCUCAUCAGCCCACCAGUAGCAGGUUGGCUGUUGGAUUGGUCAGGCUCUUACACAUCGCUCUUCCUCCUCAGUGGACUCUCACUCCUCUGUAGCACUUUCAUCUUGGCUGCUCUGGCAUUCCUGCGUCACUGCUAUAGGGGGCGCUCUGUCUCGCUGCAAAACCAGCCCCAAGCCUAACGUCACUCACACCACAGCAUCUCUAAAAGCACCUUUCCUGGUCCAUCUGUCCAUCCAGAUGAGCGUGUAAUAAUGAAGUUAAAGCCUUAUGAAUAUGUAUUUUAUAUGUGUUCACUGUCAUCGCUAAUUAGCUAGUUAGCAAGUAUGCUAUUAGCUAGGGACAAUAGCACUAUAGCAAUAGUGCAAUAGAGUAGCGCAGGGAUGACGUCAUUUUCUUCGCCAAAACCUGGAAACGAGUUAGCAUUGUAGCCUUCCGGUUCCAUCGUACCGAAGUCAGUGUGUUUUUUGAAUGGGAUUUUGGUUAAAAGCCUAAACUAAGGUCUGUGGGGAACACAAGCUCAGAAUAUUUUCGCGUUUUAUUCUACGACAUAAAAUACGCCAGUAAAACCCUGCUCGUGAUUUAUUAAAGCUUUUAGAUGCAUUGAAAAAGGCGGUUGCUAACAAGUUGCUAAGUGGGACUGUGGACGUUGUCGGGGACAUUAAACGUCAUCACGCCGAGCAGGAAAACAUCAUCCCCACUAGUCUGCGUUUACAGACACGUGUUCCUGCAGUGCGUCACUUUAUCGAUUUCUGGUAUUUUCCGAAUUGUAGUACAAUAAAUUCUAGUAUAACUAAUGAACUGUUUUAAUAGUUAAAAAAAACGAUCCGGAUGAGAUGCACGUACAAACGAAUGGGAUUUUCUCAAAAAUAAUGCAUCAUGGGCACAAGUUCGUUUAUCGCGUACGGCUAGCUGUUUAUUUCUGGAGAUUGUAUUUAGGCUUCAAACGUCAUAAACGUGGUUCAUUCGUGAAGAUCCUCUUGAUGGACAGAUCGUGUUAGUGUUGUAAACUUUUGUUGAUCACAGGGAUUAUUUUUUGCGAUAAUCCAAAAGCCUGUGUCAAAAUCCUACUGGGUUGUUGUCGAGGGAACCGGUGUGAUGCUAACUCUCGGGUUCCGGUACAAAAUGACGUCGUCCCUGCACCUCUCUAUAGUCAUGAGCUUUUAAUGAAGUUCUCCAUCCUAAACCCCAUUCUGUGACUCGAUGUUGAUGUUACUGUGACUUGAGAUAACUUGAGUUCUUCUGUCGAUGUAGGUAAAAGUACUAACUUAUUCAGGAUAACUGUUUAUGGUACUAUUAAAGCAGCCAUUUGUAAUUAA
Molecule: messenger RNA, 3322 nt
Organism: Ictalurus punctatus (channel catfish)
Lineage: Eukaryota; Metazoa; Chordata; Actinopteri; Siluriformes; Ictaluridae
Gene: slc16a12a
Product: solute carrier family 16 member 12a
Exons: 7
Coding region: 98-2185 (695 amino acids)
Biological process (GO): monocarboxylic acid transport; transmembrane transport
Molecular function (GO): monocarboxylic acid transmembrane transporter activity
Source: RefSeq, a predicted model, not a curated record